Messenger RNA from Pyrus x bretschneideri (Chinese white pear), 1880 nucleotides. RefSeq names its product tubulin alpha-5 chain. Gene Ontology annotation, cellular component: microtubule; cytoplasm. Gene Ontology annotation, molecular function: GTP binding; structural constituent of cytoskeleton. NCBI's taxonomy places the organism in Eukaryota, Viridiplantae, Streptophyta, Magnoliopsida, Rosales, Rosaceae. Gene Ontology annotation, biological process: microtubule cytoskeleton organization; mitotic cell cycle. The record is from RefSeq and is a predicted model, not a curated record.
AGAACCAGAGAGGAGAGGAUGUCAGGGUGAGGAUGAGAGAUGAGCUGUCUCAUUUUCCCCCCUUUUUAGCAGCGGACUUCAAAUCUCUGUCCAUUCCCAUUUUAUCGAAAAAGGGCGACACACGCACACAAAACCCACGCGUACAGCAAAGCAGGGGGUAACUUAGCACACAGCACAGCAGAGAGAGAAAGAGAGACUUCUGCAGUUCGUAAAGUUCCAAAUUUUAUCAGAGAAAAGAGAGAGAUGAGAGAAAUCAUAAGCAUUCAUAUUGGGCAGGCUGGAAUUCAGGUGGGCAAUUCAUGCUGGGAGCUCUACUGCCUCGAGCAUGGAAUUCAACCUGAUGGCCAGAUGCCAAGUGAUACCACAGUGGGCAGUGCCCACGAUGCUUUCAACACCUUCUUCAGCGAGACUGGAGCAGGCAAGCAUGUCCCAAGAGCCAUAUUUGUUGAUCUCGAACCAACUGUUAUUGAUGAAGUUAGGACUGGUACUUACCGCCAACUCUUCCACCCUGAGCAGCUCAUUUCUGGAAAGGAAGACGCUGCUAAUAAUUUCGCAAGAGGACACUAUACAGUUGGAAAGGAAAUUGUAGAUCUCUGUCUUGAUCGAGUUAGGAAAUUGGCCGAUAAUUGCACUGGUUUACAAGGAUUUCUGGUGUUCAAUGCUGUUGGUGGUGGUACUGGUUCUGGUUUGGGGUCCUUGCUCUUAGAACGCUUGUCGGUGGAUUAUGGAAAGAAGUCAAAGCUUGGGUUCACCAUCUAUCCUUCUCCGCAGGUUUCAACAGCAGUUGUUGAGCCUUAUAAUAGUGUUCUCUCUACUCAUGCCCUCCUUGAACACACAGAUGUAUCUGUGCUCUUGGACAAUGAAGCUAUCUAUGAUAUUUGCAGGAGAUCUCUAGACAUCGAGAGACCAACUUACACCAAUUUGAAUAGACUGAUAUCACAAGUCAUAUCCUCCUUGACAACAUCAUUGAGAUUUGAUGGAGCCAUUAAUGUUGAUGUUACAGAGUUCCAGACAAACCUCGUUCCAUACCCCCGCAUCCAUUUCAUGCUUUCCUCAUAUGCCCCCGUUAUCUCAGCUGCAAAGGCAUACCAUGAGCAGAUCUCAAUCCCUGAGAUCACAAAUGCAGUUUUUGAACCCUCAAGCAUGAUGGCCAAGUGUGAUCCCCGGCAUGGAAAAUACAUGGCCUGCUGCCUAAUGUACAGGGGUGAUGUAGUUCCCAAGGAUGUCAAUGCUGCCGUUGCAACUAUCAAAACAAAAAGGACUGUGCAGUUUGUUGACUGGUGCCCAACAGGUUUCAAAUGUGGUAUUAACUAUCAGCCUCCAACAGUUGUACCAGGGGGUGAUCUUGCCAAGGUUCAGCGAGCAGUGUGCAUGAUCAGUAACAACACGGCAGUGGCUGAGGUGUUCUCACGCAUUGACCACAAAUUUGACCUCAUGUAUUCCAAGAGGGCAUUCGUUCACUGGUACGUUGGUGAGGGAAUGGAAGAAGGAGAGUUUUCAGAAGCUCGUGAAGAUCUGGCUGCUCUAGAGAAAGAUUACGAGGAAGUUGGCGCCGAAGGUGUUGAUGAUGAAGAGGGAAGUGAAGGUUACUAGUGUUGUAAUGCAAGAGAAACAGUGUUUUAUCAUUCAUCUUCGACUAUCUGUGCUCCUUUUGUUGUGUAGUACACUUUCCAUCUUCAUGCUGUGAAAUUGUCACAAUCGUCACUAAGUUCUCAUUAUGUUCUUCUCGCUCUUUUUUGUGGUAUCAAUGAAGUGACAUUUCUGAGAACCUGAAUGUUUAUGGUUCUCUUUCAAAGAUAUUAUUACACUACUAUGUUUCCCAGGUGUUUCGAAGAGAAUUCGAUACACAUUAUAUGACAGUAUUUUAUGUUGUUUCUCCA